Molecule: messenger RNA, 327 nt
Organism: Dictyostelium purpureum
Lineage: Eukaryota; Evosea; Eumycetozoa; Dictyosteliales; Dictyosteliaceae
Exons: 2
Coding region: 1-327 (108 amino acids)
Source: RefSeq, a predicted model, not a curated record
AUGACAUCAAACGAAUCAAGAGAAAUUGUUGUAUAUAGAACCUUUAAGGAUUUUUAUCCAUUUUAUUUAGUUCAACACUCAAAUAGAAUUAAUAGAAGACUUCAUUUUGUUGGUACCUCAUUAGCACUUUUAACCCUCGGUUAUUCAUUAUAUGCCAGAAAUCCAAAUUUCAUUUUAUUAGCUUUAGUUUUAGGUUAUGGUUUUGCCUGGGUUGGUCAUUUCUUCUUUGAAAAAAAUCGUCCAGCUACUUUCAAAUACCCAGUUUUCAGUCUUCGUGGUGAUAUGGUCAUGUGGAAAUCAAUGAUCACUGGUAAACUCAAGAUUUAA